Ostertagia ostertagi is the source of this 1119-nucleotide messenger RNA. The record is from the annotation of a GenBank genome assembly. NCBI's taxonomy places the organism in Eukaryota, Metazoa, Nematoda, Chromadorea, Rhabditida, Trichostrongylidae.
AUGGAACUAAAACGCAUAGCAUUUCAGAAUAAUGAGAAAUAUUAUGCAUUCGGUGAUCGCGCUUACCACAAGGAUACUGAAACGAAUCUUCUCGUGUACGGCAAGCAAAACGACUACUAUACCAUAGAUGCUCUUCUGUUUCUUUGGGAGCACCGCGCAAAAACUCAUCCGUCCUACGUUCGUGAUGCUACUGCUGCUAACGUAAAAGUCGUUUCUCGUCCAGAUAGAAGAGAAAUCCUUGACUAUCUGAGUGGUAAUCGGCUUGAAAUCCCUGCAAAUCACAACCCUUCACAUGCUCCUGCUCCUGGUAUCGCGAUCAGUCGACUUGUUCCGGAAACGAUUGAGGAACCAGAGGCGAAAAAACUGAAGUUAGAACAUAAUGCUCGGCCAAGAGUAGACCAGUUGCUCAACAAAGAGCGAGUGGACCCGUCCGAGGUUCGAGCCUUGAAUGAGUCGCUCACAGCUGACAAGAUCGCUGCUCUUAAACAAAAACGACUAACGCAUCAGAAGACCAAGAUUGCUGCUGUUGAUCCAGAAAUGAUGGCUGGCGGGGCACCAACGGAGCCGCUCGUGACACGGUAUGCAAUGGAUGUUCGAAAGGUAGAACGUGUGUACAAGACGAGGAAAAGUGUGAUGAAUGCUACUAAGAAGACUUAUACCUUUUUGUUUGAUGUGCUGAAGCUAAUCAAGAAUCAGGGUUUUCAUUGUUUCAAAAUGCUCCUUACAGCAGUAGAGAAUCAGAAGCCGGAAGAGGCAGCAAGAAGACCCGCCUUGGCAGCAGCGAUACCUCAAACCAUAAGCACGCCUGAUGAACCGAAGAAGCGAGUCAGUCGUACUCCAAUCAUUAUCAUACCGUCCGCAAUGACUUCAUUAUUGACUAUUUUCAACGCUCAGGACAUAAUUCAGGCAGGACAUGAACUUUGUGACAACAGAGGAGAAAAGAAAGGAGAAAAAUAUGCAGCGAAAAUUGACCCAAAUGUUGCGAAGUGGAGCGUUACAAGGCUGCCAGUUUCUCGGACAACGCGACAUAUGGACAGGGCCAGAUUCAGAGUGUUUUGGGAAGUGUUAGAUCGCUGGAUCCCAGCUAAUCGGCCGCACUUGAGUGUAACCAUAGCAUAA